Cercopithifilaria johnstoni is the source of this 3573-nucleotide messenger RNA. The record is from the annotation of a GenBank genome assembly. Lineage: Eukaryota; Metazoa; Nematoda; Chromadorea; Rhabditida; Onchocercidae.
AUGAAAGAAGUUUGUGAAACAACUAAUAAUUAUAAGAAAUUGAGAAACGAAGUUUGCAUGAAUGAAUCGCGGUGGGAACAAGUAGCCAGUCUAAUAUUUUGUGCCAGUGGCACUAUUCUUUGCUAUCUUUGGUUUGGAAUCAUUCAAGAAUCAAUAAUAAAGGGUAAAUAUGGUUCCGAUGGUAAAGAGCGUUUCACAUACACACAAGCACUUGUAUUUGUACAAUGCGCUAUAAAUGCAAUGUUUGCUUAUAUUUUGAGAGGUAAAACGAGAGAUAGUGUUCCGAUGUGUACAUAUGCUGUUGCGUCCACUAGUUAUUUAUUUGCAAUGGUCACAAAUAAUCAUGCACUUCAGUAUAUACCGUAUCCAACACAGGUGUUGGGUAAAUCGUGUAAACCAAUACCGAUAAUGGUUUUCAGUUUUCUUUUCUCUAAUAAGCGAUAUCAUCUGAAGAAAUGUUGUUGUGUUUUGAUGAUUGUGUUGGGUGUUGGAUUAUUCCUGUAUAAGGAAAAAGCGGAUACAAUACAUGGAAAAUCUGUUUUUAAUUUAGGUUUUGGUGAGCUAUUACUGUUGCUGUCGUUGGCAAUGGAUGGCACCACAGGCGCAAUACAGGAUAGAAUCCGUCAGCGGCAUAAGGCAAAUGCUCAUGUCAUGAUGUAUUAUAUGAACUUAUUUUCUUCGUUGUAUCUUCUAUUCGGUGUGCUUCUAACUGGCGAAUUAUUUGAUUUCACGAUAUUUGUGCAAUCUUAUCCAAAAGUAAUAAUAAAGCUAUUUACCCUUGCUGCUGCAAGUGCUCUGGGGCAGUUCUUCAUUUUCAAAACUGUGACAGAGUUCAGUCCAUUGACUUGUUCGGUUAUAACAACAACACGUAAACUAUUCACAAUGCUCGGUUCAGUGAUCUUAUUUGGUAAUACUCUAACACAGAGGCAAUUUUUAGCCACCGGUAUUGUGUUUACUGGUCUACUGUUAGAUGCUAUUGCAAGUAGGAAGAAAGAGUCCACUAUGAAAUUUUCAAGCCUUAUCGGUACUGUUUACCGUAAUGGCAACGUUACAUUUUCAACUGAUGGUAAUUCAGUUAUCAGUCCAGUUGGUAAUAAAGUCACAGUAUUUGAUCUGAAAAACAACCAAGCAAAUACAAUUGCCAUCGAGUCAAACUUCAACAUUAAAUUGGUAACAGUCCAUCCAUCUGGAACACACGCUUUUUUGAUCAAUGAAGCUGGACAAGGUCAGUAUGUUAACUUGAUCACGCAAACUGUUCUGUAUCGACAUCAUUUUCGAGCUCAUGUUAGUGAUGUCAAGUUUUCGAUGAAUGGCAGGCGAUUGGCUGCUUGUCGAGGUGGCGAUGUACAGGUAUUUUUAGUUGCAGGGAUUGAAAAUUUUCAAUUAAAUCCAUUUAUGCUGCUAAAUACUCAUAAAAUCACUGCUGAAAAAACGAAAAAUGUGGAAUGGAGCUAUGAUGACAGACUUCUGGUAGUGGGUUCAGAAGACAAGCAAGUGCGAGUGGUUUCAGCUGUAGAUAGUUUGAAAAAUUUUUUUCUUCACGCUUUGGCCGCACAUAAAGCAGAAGUAGUCGGCAGUCAUUUUUGCCACAAUUCAUACGAUUUAAUAUCAGUUGACAAACGUGGAUUAGCUAAUCACUGGACUUGUGCUUUGAAACAAGAAGAUUUCGUUGAAGGAUUACGUUCCAAAAAUAGUAAUGAAGAUGUGAGGAAAAUGUGGUAUGAUAAAACGAAGAGACAUUUUAUGAUGGAACAUUUGGAUAAUGCACAUGGCGUCAAUCUCAUAACGAGUGCCUAUCAUCCAUUAACAUCGUUAUUGGUCACCGCAUUUUCAAACGGAGCAUUUCUUUUGCAUGAAAUGCCAAAUUUUAAUCUCAUUUAUAGUUUACGGGUGUCGGAAACAAAGGUGUCAUCCUUGGCUAUAAAUAAAUCGGGUGAUUGGAUAGCUAUAGCUUGUGGACAAGGAACCGAAGGUCAAUUAGUGGUUUGGGAGUGGCAAAGUGAAACUUACGUUAUGAAACAACAAUCACAUAGCCAGUCUAUCACAACAGUUGCUUAUUCACCCGAUGGAUCUCAAAUUGCUACCGGUGCUGAGGACGGAAAGGUGAAGGUUUGGUCUUGUCGGUCCUCGUUUUGUGUUGUAACAUUUACCGAACAUAGCAGUGGAGUGAGUGCAGUUUAUUGGACAUCCGAUGGCAAAGCUUUACUGUCAGCAUCGCUAGAUGGAACUGUACGAGCACAUGAUUUAGUUAGAUAUCGCAAUUUCCGUACCUUGGUUUGUCCUGAUAAGACACAGCUUGGUUGUCUAGCAGUUGAUUCGGCUGCCGAGCUUGUGAUGGCAAGUUCGAAAGAAAUGUUCGACAUUUAUGUAUGGAGUCUUGAGAACGGAAAAUUACUGGAUGUCUUAUCUGGACAUUCAGCUCCAGUUGCUUCUAUUUCUGUUCAUGGUACACAUUUGGCUUCGGCAUCUUGGGAUAAAACUCUUCGUAUAUGGAAUGUUGUUGAAUCAUCAAUAUCAGAAUCCAUUGAUUUACUUUACGAAGGUCUUGAUGUAGCUUAUUCUCCUGGCGGUGAAAUACUUGCUGUGUUAUGUCUUGAUUCGUCUGUGAGUCUUUUCGAGACUCAAACAUCGACAGAGCUUGGUACAAUAGAUACAGCUCUCGACGUCGAUGCUGCACGCAGAGCUACUGAUCUUAUUAAAAAGCAAACAAGUGAAAAGAGCAGAACUUUCACUUGCAUAUGUUUUUCCGCUGAUGGUACAUUACUUCUUGCUGCUGGCCAAUCGAAUUACAUAUGUUUAUAUAGCGUUGCGGAACGUCUUAUAGUAAAAAAAUUGAAAUUAACGACGAAUCGCAGUUUGGAUGGCGUUACCAUGGAUAUAAAUCGGCGAAAGUUCACGGAGUUCGGUAAUAUGAUGUUAAUUGAUGCUAGCGAUAGCGAAGAAGAAGCGGAUGGUAAGAAACGUAUAAAACUUCCAGGUACUCGACAUUCAGAUCUUUCGGAGCGCUGCUCUCGACCAGAAAUGCGUGUUGAAGACAUAAGUUUCUCACCUGCAGGUCGUAGUUUUGCAGUUUGUUCAACAGAAGGUGUUAUUGUGUUUUCGCUUGAUUGUCGUAAUCUUUUCAAUCCUUUUGAACUUGGAAUACACGUAACUCCGGUUAGUGUUGAAAAUGCAUUGAAGGAGGGAGAGUAUUCGGCAGCACUGAAAAUGGCAUUGCAGCUGAAUCAAACAGAAAUGAUCGAAAAUGUAUUACUAUGUACACCUGUAGCGCAGAUCGGUAUUACUACACGUUCAUUAUGUGUUGCUUAUGCGGAGAAAUUACUGAAAUGGCUCUCUGAAAACGUUAACGGUUCCGUUGAGAAGCAUAUCCAUUUUUGGCAGCUUUGGCUGAAAAGCUUGCUAAUGGAAUACGGAUAUCAAAUAAAGCUUAAUCGAGCUGUAAAUUUAACUUACCUAACCGCACUGCAACAACGUUUAUCCGAUUAUGCAAAUCAAAUAACAAAGCUGGUUGAUCAAAAUAGGUAUACAUUGGAUUAUCUUCUUGUGGCCAGGCAGAUAAAACGGGAUCAAUGA